CGCAUGCGUAUUACGAAUCUAAGGCCCUUAUUUCCUGUGAUAAAUGCGGAAAUUUCAUGUAGUUGUUUCAUGUAAACAGCAAGUAAAACAAUUGUUUAUGUGACCGCUAGUGAUAGUAAGAUGCGAGAAAAAUAUAUACGCGGACUGUUGGUCACAAACAUUUCAUAAUAACUUACCUUAUGUAAUUGUAUUUGUGAAAUGAUAAGUAAGGUUACUUCCCUUGUAUGUUAAACAUGGCAGGCUCGGAAGAGAAAACAGCAGAUCAAGUGUGUAAAUGGUUUAACUUGUCAGUUCCGUAGGAAUGUCACAACAUACCGGUAUGUUUCCAACAGCUGAAACAGUUUCUGAAGAUACUUCAUCAAAAUGGAAAGGUUUAUUCAUCAAACCCUUAAUAACUGUGCUCCGGCAGGUGCACCCGUCUCUCAAUGCGCGGGACGAUGCACUGCAGUAUAUCGAGGAGCUGAUGAUCCAGCUAUUGGCGACACUGUGUUCAGCACAGCCUCACUCUGUACAGGAUGUGGAGGAGCGGGUACAGAGGACCUUCCCUGACCCCAUCGAUAAGUGGGCCAUUGGCGAUGCCCAGAAUGCCAUUGAGAAGAGCAAGAAGAAGAACGAGAGUCACUCUCUUGUCUUGCCUGUGGAUAAAGUUCAUCCUCUGCUUCGGGAGAUGCUGGGCUAUCGUGUGGACUACCAGGUUGCUGUGUACAUUGUUGCUGUGUUGGAGUAUAUUGCUGCUGAUAUUCUCAAGUUCACAGGCAUCUAUGUGAAGAACAUCCGCCACCAGGACAUCACCUCACAGGACAUCAAGGUGGCAAUAUGUGCCGACCAGGUCUUGAUGGACAUGUUCUCCCAAGAGGAAGUGGUUUCAUUUGUAGUCGAGGAUGAACCAGUGCGUCGAGAAUCUAUGACAUAUGAAGAGAUUGUGAAGGAUUUUAUUGUGGAAGAGACUCAGUACAUGCGAGAUCUCAACAUGAUCAUUAAAGUGUUCCGAGCUCCGUUUGCUGACCUGUUUCCACGCAGCAAGGAUCUGGAGGUGAUCUUCAGCAACGUGCUGGAUGUGUACGAGUUUACUGCCAACCUGCUCAGCUCCAUGGAAGACCAGGUGGAGAUAGCCGAGCAGAAUGAACCACCAUGUGUUGGCACAUGCUUCGAAGACAUGACCGAGGGGGAGGAGUUCAACGUGUAUGAGAAGUACGUGGACGACAUGUUGGCUCCCCAUGGGAAGGAGCGUCUCAACACACUUCUCAUGAGGGACGAUGUUAGCAACUUACUGAUUGAGUGUGCUGGGCAGGGUUUGAAAGCUGCCACCAAGUAUGUUCUUCCAAAGCUGUUACUGGGGCCAGUGUCUCACUGUCUGCAUUACUUUGAAGUCAUCAAGCUGUUGAAAGACACCAGUCAAAAUGAAGAAGAUCGAGAGUGCCUGAUACAAGCCAGUGGCCUUCUCCAAGCUCUCAAACUCUCGCUGGAUAGAAAGUUCAGCGGCGGUAACAUUCCCAAGCGUAAACCCUGGGAAAUAUCAACACGUCUUCAAGGUCAAACAGGCCGCACUGCCAUCUUACAGAAAAUGACAGAUAUCCAGAGAAGCAUUGAUGGCUGGGAGGGCAAGGAUAUUUGGCAGAGCUGUAGUGAAUUCAUCAUGGAUGGGAUCUUGACCAAGUACACCAGUCGGCGCCCGUCAGAGCGAUAUGUCUUCCUGUUUGAUGGUCUGAUCAUCCUAUGCAAGAAAAACCUGAAUGCAAGGAGAUCAUCGGGAACCGUGUCUAUUCCAGAGUACAAACUAAAGGAAAAGUACUUCGUUCGUAAAGUAGAGAUUUUGGACAAGGAAGACACUGAAGAACUGAAGAAUGCCUUUGAGAUUGUGCCCCGAGACCAUGCUGGUAGCAUCACCCUUUAUGCCAAGUCUGCCGAGGAGAAGGCCAACUGGAUGGCGGCUCUCUUCUCCCUGCAGACACGGAGUAACCUCGAGCGCAUCCUGGACGGCAUUCUGCGAGAUGAGGAGAAGCAGCAUCCACUCCGUCUACCCUCUCCAGAUUUAUACAGGUUUGCAAUGAAGGAUUCUGAAGAGAACAUUGUGUUUGAGGAGAACCAAGACCCGUCUAUUGAGAGCCCACUCAUCAAGGGCGGGCUGCUCAUCAAGCUGGUGGAACGCCUCACCUAUCACAUGUACGCAGACCCCAAGUUUGUGCGAACAUUCCUCACCACCUACCGGUCAAUCUGUAGUCCACAUGAUCUGCUUGACCUUCUUAUAGAACGAUUUGAUAUCCCUGAGUUCCCCAGUGAUGACAAAAAAUCAGAUGAAGUCGACAACAGCCUCCGUACCAGAGAGGAUCUCAAGCGCUUCCGCAAAGAAUAUGUGAAACCUGUGCAAUUCCGAGUGGUGAAUGUGCUGCGACACUGGGUGGACCACCACUACUAUGACUUCGAGCGGGAUAGAAGCUUGCUGGAUAAGCUGACAAAGUUCCUGCAGACUGUCAAGGGCAAGGCCAUGAAGAAGAUGGCCGACUCCAUCAUGAAGGUCAUACAGAGGAGGUGUGAAAGUACAAAUCCUGGGAGAGAAUUUACAUAUCAAAAACAGCCCCCUUCCAUAGAAUGGCAUAUUGCGAAAAGAACAGACGAUUAUGACCUUAUGACUCUUCACCCCAUAGAGAUCGCCAGGCAGGUGACGCUGCUGGAGUUUGACUUGUACCGAGCUGUGAAACCAUCUGAACUGGUUGGCAGUCCCUGGAUCAAGAAGGACAAGAUGAAGACAUCACCCAACCUACUGAAGAUGAUUCACUUCUCAACCAUGUUCACAUUCUGGCUGGAGAAAUGUAUUAUAGAAGCCGAGAACCUGGAGGAGCGUGUAGCCAUCGUGUCGCGGAUCCUAGAGAUCAUGCAUGUCUUCCAGGAGCUCAACAACUUCAAUGGCGUCCUCGAGGUCGUCAGUGCUCUCAACUCAGCACCUGUUUAUCGACUAGAAAACACCUUUAAGGAGAUUCCUAACAAGUACCUCCGGGCAUAUGAUGAAGCCAAUGAACUCAACUCUGAUCAUUUGCAGAAGUACAAAGUUAAACUCCGCUCAAUAAACCCACCUUGUGUGCCAUUCUUGGGUAUGUACCUGACAAAUAUCCUGAAGACAGAAGAAGGGAACCCAGACUUCCUGCAAAACCGGCAUCCAGGGCUGAUUAACUUCAGCAAGAGAAGAAAGGUGGCGGAAAUAACAGGGGAGAUUCAGCAGUACCAGAACCAACCUUAUUGUCUCUCUGCAGAGACCUCGAUCAGGGAAUUCUUUGAGAGUUUGAAUCCACUGGAAGGCAUGUCUGAGAAAGACUUCAACGACAUGUUGUAUGCCAAGUCAUUGGAGAUAGAACCGAGAGGAGCCAAACAGGUUCCCAAGUUUCCCAAGAAGUUUCUGGAGUACUCUUUAAAGUCCCCUGGUGUUAAGCCCAUGGCCAACCGACACAGCACAUCAACCCGGAGUGUCUUCCCCAUCGGCUUCCCUGCUCCUGUGAAGAGCCCGGAGGAUACAGAGUCUAAUGAGGCUGCUGCCACGCCCCCUCUCACCCCCUGCAGUCCCCUCACCCCCCCACACACUGCCACUGGGAGCAGCUUCAACAAUGUGUUUGAUCACGGAAUUGCCAAUGCUGGGUUUUUAAGCACCAGCAGUACAAGUCUAGCAAGCUCUGUGUCCACCCCGGCUGCCAUCCCAGAAGACGGCAACUACCCACUGCAACCACCUCCCCUCCCGCCCAGACGCAAACCCCGCAACUCGGUCACUGACCCAUGUGACCCUCCUCCCCCGCCCCCACGGCAGGACAGUGAUAAACCCCCACCUGUGCCCCCCAGACGGGACUCCAUGCGAGACUGUAACGUGAACAAUACACUGCCCCGAUCACUUAGCGUCUCCCAUCCUCGCUCUGCUCACAGUGGACAUAUCGCCACUCUGCCUAGGCAUAACUCCGACAGGGGCUAUAACUUUUUGGACCUUAACGGUGAAGAUAGGGACACGCCUGUAUUGCCGCCUAAGACUUACAAAUUUGUACAUUCACGCAAACAAAGUAGCUAGGACUGACUAGAUUGUGAUACAAUGACUCGAUUGAAAUCAAACAGUGCGGCACUCAACAAUCACCUUGCCCACUAUACCUCCCUCUUUCACCAUAAUAGUAUCUUCCAGUAUGACAAUAUGGAAGAGUCCAUUCAGCAAUAUAGGGGAGUGGUGGGGAUUUGUUGUUGAUGUGUGCUGUCUAAACAUAUUGUAAAGACGACUUCUGUGAGGGACAUCAUUAUUUUGCUGUGCCCUUCAAAGUGUGAUUCAUUAUCUGCAGUGAUUGAAGAGGAUCUUCAUGGAAGGAAAACUGUGAACAAAUAACCCAAGCAGGCUUGGAAAAUACUGAUGAAAAUGGUGAUGCUUGAAAUGUGAUGCCAAUAGCAAGAAUGGUGAUAUAGUGACACCUGAAUGUGAAUAUAACUACAGAUAUCAUGAUUAGCUUGUGUGACAAGACUUAACCCAAUGUCUUGGACAAGCUAUUGUUGUUAUUGAAUAACCUACAGUCAAGA
Haliotis rufescens (red abalone) is the source of this 4536-nucleotide messenger RNA. Its product is annotated as son of sevenless homolog 1-like. Gene Ontology annotation, molecular function: DNA binding; protein heterodimerization activity; structural constituent of chromatin. The coding region runs from base 302 to 4045 and encodes 1247 amino acids. Gene Ontology annotation, biological process: positive regulation of GTPase activity; Ras protein signal transduction. The record is from RefSeq and is a predicted model, not a curated record. The transcript has 23 exons. Lineage: Eukaryota; Metazoa; Mollusca; Gastropoda; Lepetellida; Haliotidae. Gene Ontology annotation, cellular component: nucleosome; plasma membrane.